Molecule: messenger RNA, 2515 nt
Organism: Solanum dulcamara
Lineage: Eukaryota; Viridiplantae; Streptophyta; Magnoliopsida; Solanales; Solanaceae
Product: microtubule-associated protein 70-2-like
Exons: 11
Coding region: 69-1922 (617 amino acids)
Biological process (GO): cytoskeleton organization
Molecular function (GO): microtubule binding
Source: RefSeq, a predicted model, not a curated record
CUAUCUGUAACAACUCGUUGUAAAUAUUCAUUGAAAGUGAGCUUACCGUAGAAGUUUACAGAUCGGAGAUGGCGGAGGUUUCCGGCGAUAAUAGCUACAAUGUGCGACCGCCGACGAGUGACACUGCAGGCUUUACAACGCCGUUGACGGUAUCAGCUUCGUUCAAGGAAGGGAAGACUUACCGGAGAAGGACGUCCAUGAGGCCAAGCCUAGACGCCGAUGAGUUCUUAAACCUUCUCCACGGAUCGGAUCCGGUGAAAUUGGAGCUUAAUAGACUGGAGAAUGAACUAAGAGAUAAGGACCGGGAAUUGUAUGAGGCUCAGGCGGAGAUCAAGUCAUUGAGAUUGUCCGAGCGCUUACGAGAAAAGGCUGUUGAAGAGCUUACCGCUGAGUGGUCAAGGGUUGACGAGAAGCUCAAGCUGACAGAAUCUCUUUUGGAAAGCAAGAAUCUUGAAAUUAAGAAAAUUAAUGAAGAGAAAAAGGCAUCCAUGGCAGCACAGUUUGCUGCAGAAGCCACCCUUCGAAGGGUUCAUGCUGCUCAAAAAGAUGAUGAUAUGCCUCCAAUUGAAGCCAUUCUUGCACCUUUGGAGGCUGAACUCAAGCUUGCUCGUCAGGAGAUUGCAAAGCUUCAAGAUGAUAAUAAAGCACUGGACCGUCUUACUAAGUCAAAAGAAGCAGCUCUACUUGAUGCUGAGAGAACUGUGCAGUCAGCAUUAGCAAAGGCUUCUAUGGUGGAUGAUCUUCAGAACAAGAACCAGGAAUUGAUGAAACAGAUAGAAAUAUGCCAGGAAGAAAAUAAAAUAUUGGACAGAAUGCAUCGACAAAAAGUUGCAGAGGUUGAAAAGCUUACCCAAACUGUACGUGAGCUUGAAGAGGCUGUUCUUGCUGGCGGUGCUGCUGCUAAUGCUGUCCGGGAUUACCAAAGAAAAGUUCAAGAGAUGAAUGAAGAAAGAAAAACUCUUGACCGGGAGCUCGCACGUGCCAAGGUCACAGCUAAUAGGGUAGCAACCGUGGUUGCUAAUGAAUGGAAAGAUGCCAGUGAUAAAGUAAUGCCUGUUAAACAGUGGCUUGAAGAAAGAAAGUUUCUGCAGGGUGAGUUGCAACAGUUACGUGACAAGCUUGUAAUCUCUGAACGAACUGCGAAAUCCGAAGCCCAGUUGAAAGAGAAAUAUCAUCUAAGGCUCAAGGUCCUUGAAGAGACAUUAAAAUCAACUAGCACAGGUGCUCGCACUACACCAGAUGGAAGAAGUUCAAGCAACGGUCCUUCGCGUCGGCGAUCACUGGGUGGUGCUGACAACAUCUCCAAAUUGACCGCCAAUGGCUUUUUACCGAAGAGAUCACCAUCAUUUCAGCUGAGAUCUUCUGGGGCCAGUACAGUGUUGAAACAUGCAAAAGGGACAUCUAAGUCGUUUGAUGGUGGUUCAAGAUCAUUGGACAGGAGUAAAAAACUUCUGAAUGGAACCGGUCCAAAUUUCAACAGCAGCAAGUCCUGUGACGGGACCAAAGACAAUGAGACUGAGAGCAAUUCAUGGAAAGCAAAUGAAGAUGAAAAACACAAUGACUCACAAAUGAUAAGAACAGAGGAUACUGUGCCUGGAGUAUUAUAUGAUUUGCUGCAAAAAGAAGUAAUUGCUUUGAGGAAAGCUGGUCAUGAGAAGGAUCAAAGUCUUAAUGACAAGGACGACGCUAUUGAGAUGUUAGCAAGGAAAGUAGAGACUUUAACAAAAGCCAUGGAAGUUGAGGCCAAAAAAAUGAGAAGGGAAGUUGCUGUGAUGGAGAAGGAGGUUUCUGCCAUGCGCGUUGAGAAAGAACAAGAAAAUAGAGCAAAAAGAUUUGCAAAUUCUAAGGGUCCAGUGAACAGUUCUCAGCCACUUCCUGGAAGGAAUGUAGCACGGAAUGGGUUAAUGCGAGGCACACAAUAAGAUUCGAGGAAAAACCCAUAGAUGCAGCUGUAAGAAGCAAUUCUGCAUAGCCUUGCUGUGCUCCUUGCCUACUUUUACAAUUCUCCUACUUCUUCUAAUGGUUGCUUGUAAAAUUGUAACAAGCAUGCUGAUGUCUGUACUCUCUGCGUUCUGGUUGUGGCAAGAUAGAAAUCUUUCCAAACAUGGGAGGACAACAGGUGACAUUUAGGCGUGCCUCUGACUUAUGCUUGCAAUCAGCAGCAAUGGAACUCAAGCUACCAAAGUUGAAUUAACAGUUUGGCAGAACAUUUUGUAUGGCAGUGGUUGUAUAGAUAGCUUGUUAUUCUUUUCCAUCUUGUUUGCAGUCUAUAUUUGUAAUCUGCAGCUCAAGUGAUAUGUUAUUGGUUCAGGUUUGGUAAUAUUCUAGUAAUAAGAUCAAUACUAGAACUUUUUGCCUAUUUAAUUGCACGGUUUGCUCUUUAAAUGGGUUGGUCUUUAAGUUUUGCCCUUCAAAAUCGGACUUAUGCCCUGCUACUUAUGCCUAGUGGGGCAUAAGUUCUCUGAGGGCACGUGACAUGACUUGUGCAAUAUUAUGAUGCGAAAAUUUAAGCUUA